AUGAUACGUAAACGCGUCUUCAUCGUCUGGUAUUUGGCUCUGGUUUUCCUCCUUCUGCAUUCCGGAAGCUUCCGCGCGAAUGUUGUAGCAGAAGAAACAGGACAAGAAUACUUGAAGGGAUGCACACAUCUUCGAUGCGACAAUGGCGGCCAAUGUAUCAAACGCAGAUAUUGGUGCAAAAAUCCACCUUGUCCAGGCAUGUUGUAUUGCUCCAAAUCUAUGCAAGAGUCAUUGAAGGGGCCGUCGACUUGCGACAGUGUGCGCUGCAGCAGCGGACAUAUAUGCGUCGUUCGAGUUCGAGGGUGUCGUUGGGAUGAAAAAUGCCAACAGCAGAUUGCGCGCUGCAUAUCGGAGAAGGAGUAUCACGAAGGAGCGGCUUCCUGCGUCGAUUUCGAGUGUUCACCAGGGAAACGUUGCAUCCUGCGGGAAUCACGCUGCGUCAACCCACCUUGCAAACUCAUCAGGAGCUGCGCAGCAGCGAAAGACGUGCAGGUUUGGUUCGACAAGUGCAAAGCUUUAGACUGCCUCUCGGAGUACGAGUGUUUCCUGCGAAGACCGGACGACGAUUGCCGUGCCGACACGUUGUGCGCGCAUACGCCUGACUGUACCUUGACCGCAGAAGACGAGCUGAUCAGCAAGCAUUGUCGCGGCUGGAUCUGCCCGCGAAUGCAGAAGUGUGCGGUACGAAUCGUAGGCUCGUGCAGGGGUUUCGAUUGCACCAUAGAAAGAACUUGCCGACCUCUCAUCGUAUCCUCCAACUCAUCCGCCGGGCACAAAACAUUUGCGAUCAACAAGACCGAGGCAUGGUCGACCGAAAGGAAUCUGGUGCAAAUGAAAACCGAGCAGGUCUUUGAAGAUGCGGAGAGACGCGGAAUGAACACGGCGACGCGUUAUCCAAUCACGAGGAAAAAGUUAAACGCGCUAAAACUCGAUGGAGAUUUUAUUCUACAGUUUAUUCUACAGACGACCUCGAUAGCGGCUUCAACGACGAAGCAAACGGAUUAUACAACGUCCCAGAAACACGGGACGGAAAUUUCGGUGAUUCAUCAGCAGACCACGACGGUAUCAAGCUCGAUCGUUAAGCCACCAUAUUUAUCGUCGACCCAACCACAUUCCACGCUGACUUACCCUCGUUCUUGGCUGAAUCCCGAUGAACUCUUGACAACAAGCACUAUCAGCGGUGGAUUGGAAAUUAGAGACAAAGACGACAAAAUUCUCGCGACUUCUUCGACAUUCUCCGAUUGGCCGAGGGACUCGAGUUUUCCGGCAAUCUCGUUCACCGACCGGAAAGUCGAGUCCACGACUUCACGCGACACGGCAGGAUUGGAGAUGCCGAAGAAGAUCUACAUAGCGACCGACAACGCUAUGCUGCCGCUUCCUGUGGUGUUGGAGGGCAUCAACUUGUUCGGACAAGGAUAUCCAAUCUGGAUAGAAAACGAGUCACAUCGUUCGAUGUUGUUAGGAGCGGAAGACGAGGACGAGAACAGAUGGAGGUACCACGCACCGGGGGAGCCCUACAGGAUUUUAUUGCCGCCGUACGAGCCAGUGAUCCUCGUCGAGAGCGCGAAACAAGGACAGUUGUCUUCGUUUGUCACUUACGCGCUUGGUUACCCUUUUAACGAAGCGACUUUACUGUCCUUGCAAGAAAUCCCGUCCCGAGACACAACAGGAAAUUCAAAGAGGACUAAUCGCCCGAUGAGUGUGCUUGGCGGGGAUAAUGGUGAUACGAACGUUUCUGCAACUGAUGAGAUGAGAAACCUCAAGACAAAUCAUUUCGAUGAUUCGCCCGGCGAUUAUGCGAGUCUCCGCGCGACGAAGAGAACGGACGUCGUUCCACCGAAUAUUCGCGACAAAGAAUCGGAUAAGAAUCAUUACGAUGAUUACGAGUGGCGACCGUGGCGUGUGAAUCACGACUAUUUAGAAAGGAGCGAGUCGCAUCCAGCCUAUGAAAGAGAGUUCACAUCUGACACCGACGAGAUUGCGACAGAUGACUCGCGUCUGAAUAAUUCCGAUAAUAUCACGUUAUCUCGCGCGAUACUUGGGGAAGAGACGCAAUACGAAACGCACACAUCGACCGACGCGAAGAGGCCUCUCGUAAGAGGCGAAAUUACGGACGAAAACAGAGGCCGAGUUUUCGAUACGCGAUACGCAUAUAGGCACGAUCAAAAUCUUGCGACAUUCGAUCCGAUACGAGACUACGUCCCGGUAGGACGAAGCGAUUAUGGCCCCGAGGACGACGAGGAGCGUUAUGGCCUUGUAAAUUAUCCUUAUGACACAACGAACGUUCCCGACGUUGAUAGAUCGAGCGAGCGGCGAGGAUACCCUUUGAACAAAAUUUUCGACAUCUCACGGAACCAGGAGUCGGCCACGUUUUCAAUCGGCGAGCUCGACGAGUGGAGCAGCGAACGCCCGUCGUUGGCGUUUCUCCGCGGGACGUCACCCUACCGUAAAUACAAUGACAAUAACGAGAAAAACGACGAUCGUGAAUACGAUGAAUAUUACAGUCACGAGAGCUGACGACGUCAGCUACGAUAUAUAUAUAUAUAUAUAUUAGCGACGUCGAAACGACGCACGGACUCAUGACGGGAAAUAGCACCGUUAAU
Molecule: messenger RNA, 2603 nt
Organism: Harpegnathos saltator (Jerdon's jumping ant)
Lineage: Eukaryota; Metazoa; Arthropoda; Insecta; Hymenoptera; Formicidae
Exons: 14
Coding region: 1-2517 (838 amino acids)
Source: RefSeq, a predicted model, not a curated record